CCCGCACCAGUUUACUGCACGGGCCAUGAGCCCGUGAUCCCCACAGGCCGUCCCGCUAUCCAGUCGCCCGUGGAGUUCGACUCGCACCUCGAUAAGUCAGAAUGGCGUUACGGCAUCACGAAGCUGCGGCGGCGCCUCGCCAGCGCCACUCGGGGCCACGUGCUCGAGGUAGCCAUGGGGACGGGCCGCAACAUGGAGUUCUACGACUGGGCCAAGAUUACGGAAGCAUUUGUGCCGCAGUCGGAGCGCAACAAGGAGAAGCUUCGGAAGACGGUCUGGGGCACCAAGAGCCUCGACGACGUUGAGCUGCAGAGCUUCACGGGCGUUGAUAUCUCAGCUGAGAUGCUCGACAUUGGACUCCGUCGUUUGCGCAUGUUUGUGCCCCAUGGCGUGGACAGUCUGCCCAAACGCCCCAGCUUCGCCAAGUUGGCGGCCGAGAGCGGUGGGAGCCAAGUUGAUCUACUCGACGGCAAGCUGCGUGUCAUCCAGGACGAUGCCCAACAGACCCUCCCUAAACCACCGCCGGGGGCAGCAGAGAAGUACGACACCAUCGUCCAGACAUUCGGCCUAUGCAGCGUGCGAGACCCGACACAGAUACUUGUCAACAUGGCGGCCCUAGUGCGACCGGACACGGGCCGCAUCAUCUUACUGGAACACGGACGCACCUGGUGGGGUCUCGCCAACGGACUGUUGGACCGUGCUGCACUGGGCCACUUUGAGCGAUUUGGGUGCUGGUGGAAUCGCGACAUAGAGCAGAUUAUACGGGAGGCGGAGAAGAGGAUACCCGGGCUUGAAGUCGUGGCGUUCGAGAGGCCUGGGUGGAUCUCCUUUGGUACAAAUAUUUGGGUCGAGUUAAGGGUC
Pseudomassariella vexata is the source of this 861-nucleotide messenger RNA. Its product is annotated as S-adenosyl-L-methionine-dependent methyltransferase. The transcript has a single exon. The record is from RefSeq and is a predicted model, not a curated record. Lineage: Eukaryota; Fungi; Ascomycota; Sordariomycetes; Amphisphaeriales; Pseudomassariaceae. The annotation marks the transcript as partial.